This is a messenger RNA of Rotaria sordida, 996 nucleotides long. Lineage: Eukaryota; Metazoa; Rotifera; Eurotatoria; Philodinida; Philodinidae. The record is from the annotation of a GenBank genome assembly.
AUGUCGACUUCUCCUAUGUCAAUGUUUACAAUUAUUUCACAACAAGUUACUAUUUAUUUGGGUUUAUUUAUUUUAAUAAUUGGUUUCUUUGGUGGACUUUUAAAUAUUAUUAUAUUUUUAAGUCUUCAAACAUUUCGACAAAAUUCAUGUGCAUUUUAUUUAACAGCUAUGUCAUUUGCUAAUAUUAUUCAUUUAACAAUUAAUUUACUUAGUCAUAUUAUAAUUAAUGGUUAUGAAAUUAAUUUGACAGCAAAAUCAAUAAUUUAUUGUAAAAUACAACUCUUUCUUGUUGAAUUAUUUUUAUUAACAUCAUUAACAUGUAUGUGUUUAGCAACACUUGAUCAAUUUUUAGCAACUUGUUCUAAUCCAUUUUGGCAUCGAUGGAAUAAUAUUAAAUUAGCUCGAUAUGUUUUAAUAGGAACUAUUUUAUUUUGGCUUCUUCAUGGUAUUCCAUCUAUAAUUUAUUUUGAUAUCAUUGUAUCACCAUCCAAUAUGAAUCAAUAUGUUUGUUUAAUUACAAAUACAAUCUUUCAACAAUAUAUUACAUAUGGUUUUGUUUUUAUUCUUAUGGGUCUUUUACCUCUUAUCAUAAUGGUCUUAUUUGGUUCAUUAGCGUACUACAACGUACGAAAUCUAGCUUAUCGAACUGUUCCAUUAGUUCGACGAGAAUUAGAUAAACAAUUAACAAAAAUGGUACUUGUUCAAGUUAUUUACAAUAUCUUCGUUUUAACACCAUUCGUAAUUGUUGCUCUUAUAGCUUUUAAUUUACCAACUAUUGAUCAAAUAAGUGCUGUUCGAGUUUUGGCUAUUGAUAUACAUAAUUUUUAUUUUGCAAGUCCUUUCUAUAUAUAUAUAUGUGUAUCAAAACGAUUUCGUCAACAAUUUAUUCAUGUAUUUUGUAACAUUCAUUUUAAUCUAUACAAAAAAACAAAUAUAAAUAAUAAUCAAAUACAACCAAAACCACCAAAUACAUCAAUCAAUCCUAUUUCAAAAUGA